AGAUUUGUUCAACGGAUCGAAACCCCCAAACGCAAAACCAGUCUGGAUUUCAUACCAUACCAUACCCUUCUCUUCGCCGCCGGCCGGCCGGCCAUCCUUUCCUCCGUCUACAUCCAAAUCCAAUUUCUGCACACAUAUAAGUAUAAAAAAGGAGGAAGGAAUUUUUUUUUGAUUUCCAGAGGAGCAUCUGAAUUUCAAGAUUAGUGUUUGUUGUUUUAGGGUUUUGGUAGGUUUGUGUGCUGGGGAAUUAUGGAGAGGGUUUUCAAUAAAGUUCGGAAUUUGGAUGCGUACCCUAAAAUCAAUGAGGAUUUCUACAGCCGUACGCUCUCCGGUGGUGUUAUUACCCUCGUCUCUUCCAUCGCCAUGUUCCUUCUUUUCUUCUCCGAACUUGGACUAUAUCUCCACACUGUUACUGAAACAAAGCUUGUAGUCGACACUUCUAGAGGGGAGAAACUACAUAUUAAUUUUGAUAUCACAUUUCCUGCUGUUUCAUGUACGCUACUCAGUCUUGAUGCCAUGGAUAUCAGUGGGGAACAACAUCUUGAUAUUAGACAUGAUAUAGUAAAGAAAAGAAUCGACUCUAGUGGCAAUGUCAUUGAAGUGAGACAAGAAGGAAUCGGUGGCCCUCAGAUUGACAAGCCUUUGCAAAGACAUGGUGGCAGGCUCGGGCAUAAUGAAACAUAUUGUGGUUCAUGCUUUGGUGCAGAAGCGUCAGAUGAUGAAUGCUGUAAUUCAUGUGAGGAGGUUCGUGAAGCAUACCGAAGAAAAGGCUGGGGUUUGACGAAUCCUGAUUUGAUUGACCAGUGCAAACGGGAAGGUUUUGCUCAGAAGAUUAAAGAUGAAGAAGGUGAAGGAUGCAAUAUCUAUGGAUCUUUGGAGGUUAAUAAAGUGGCUGGAAAUUUUCACUUCGUCAAAAGCUUUCAUCAGUCAAGUAUUCAUAUCCCUGAUUUGAUGGCUUUUCAAGAGGAUAGUUAUAAUAUAAGUCACAAGAUAAAUAAAUUAGCUUUCGGAGACUAUUAUCCUGGGAUCGUAAAUCCGCUUGAUGGGGUGCAUUGGUUUCAAGAAACUCCAAAUGGAAUGUAUCAGUACUUUAUUAAGGUAGUGCCAACCAUAUACACUAAUAUCAGAGGCUACAAAAUUCAGUCAAAUCAGUUCUCAGUGACCGAACACUACAAGAGCCGAGAAAUGGGCCAAAGGUCUCUCCCUGGUGUCUUUUUCUUCUAUGACCUUUCUCCAAUUAAGGUGACAUUUACAGAAACCCAUGCCUCAUUCUUACACUUCAUGACCAAUGUCUGUGCCAUUGUUGGAGGUAUUUUCACAGUUGCAGGGAUUGUAGAUUCGUUCAUUUACCAUGGUCAUAAGGCUCUAAGGAAGAAGAUGGAAAUCGGAAAGUUGGGUUAAUCCAUAUAAUUGCCACAUACCUGAUUGAUAUGAGACAUGUUUGAGGCAAAUGCAGACGAGCCAAAGGUCUUUUUGUAGCACUCCAUUGCAAAAUCCAAGUCGAAUUUUUAUUCCCCACCAACAUAUUUGUAAUUUAUCCUUCUUUUUGAUUAGUCGUCUGUAAUGCCCUGAACCUGGUGCAAAACCUUUGUGCCAACUGCUUGUUCAUGCAUGGUGGAAGUCAGUGAGUCGAACACCAACUGUUGGGCCUGAGAGUUAAAAACAGCAGUUUUGUUACUAAUCUUUAUUUUGGUCUAAAAGUUCACUUCUAAAACA
Messenger RNA from Cynara cardunculus var. scolymus (artichoke), 1716 nucleotides. RefSeq names its product endoplasmic reticulum-Golgi intermediate compartment protein 3-like. Lineage: Eukaryota; Viridiplantae; Streptophyta; Magnoliopsida; Asterales; Asteraceae. The transcript is spliced from 13 exons. Gene Ontology annotation, cellular component: endoplasmic reticulum; COPII-coated ER to Golgi transport vesicle. The record is from RefSeq and is a predicted model, not a curated record. The coding region runs from base 250 to 1401 and encodes 383 amino acids.